AUGGAGCCCUCCGAUCCUCUAGCUGCACAUCCGUGCUCCUCGCGCCUCGAAGCUCUACCCGUGGAGAUUCUCCAAUUGAUUUUCUUCUACAGUCUCGAGAUCAACUUGCCCCGGGCGUCGCCAUAUCUCGCGCGGGCACUCUCCAAGCCUAUCGUAUACACAUGGCUCAUCCGACUGGCGUUUAGCAGUGCCAAUACUAGCUCACGGCAGGGACUCUUCACACCUGACUUUCUCCCCCCACCCUUGGAUUUCUGGGACAUGGCAUGCCCUGGUCGGCAGCGGCUACAAACACAACUCCUUGAGUGUCGGUGGUGCACAUUGCCUCUCAUGAGGCGCUGUCAGCGGGAGUACGUGGAGCAUGUCAUCCGGCGCAAAUGUGCGAACCUGAGCUUCUCCGACGAGGGCAAACUCCUCCUGGGAUCGUUCGAUGACAUAUUCAAUGAUCUUGAGGGCUGUGAUCGGGCCCCGAGAGGCUUCCGCGGCAAAGGAGACCUUGUCCUCCCGGCGCGCCUCCCAGGCGAGGAAUCCCCACCCACCGUCGACCGCAAGGUGGCCAUCUGGCUGCAUCUGGGGGCCGUCCAAGUCAGAGAACCCAACGAAGUUUUCUAUGAGAAUGACCUCUUUCAGCUCCCAUGCGCCCCUGCACUGGGCGCUGGCCGAAUCCCCGAUAAAUUGCUGCAGGAACCGUGGUCGGAAGAACAGUUCCAAUUCUUGGAAUUGUUAUCUUCGGAUUUCUACCUAGAUGAAGAUGGUGCCGCCGCCGAGAGAUCAUCUGAGAUUACGACGAGGCUGAUUCGCAAGCGCCGAAUGGAACCUUUUAGCCGGCUGGUGCGCAUGUAUUUUCGUGCGGCCAACUGUCGAGUCCCCUCGCGAUGGCCCUUGCGGGACUCUCAUUUUGCCAUGAUCCAGCGAUGUAUGGAGGGACCGAAUGACCCCUUUGCCAAUGUGGUGUUGAAUGCGCGCUGGGAUGACAUUCCCACUUCGGCGCGCCAAGACCUGUUGUUGGCAUUAUCAGUUAAAUCCGAUAAGGGUUGA
Penicillium oxalicum is the source of this 1035-nucleotide messenger RNA. RefSeq lists its product as uncharacterized. The record is from RefSeq and is a predicted model, not a curated record. The coding region runs from base 1 to 1035 and encodes 344 amino acids. Lineage: Eukaryota; Fungi; Ascomycota; Eurotiomycetes; Eurotiales; Aspergillaceae. The transcript has a single exon.